Messenger RNA from Somion occarium, 871 nucleotides. The record is from the annotation of a GenBank genome assembly. Lineage: Eukaryota; Fungi; Basidiomycota; Agaricomycetes; Polyporales; Cerrenaceae.
GCAAUUGAGUUGGCAACAUCUGUCCAGAUCUGUCCAAGCGACAGACUCAAAUUCUGCGAGACGGACUAGCACAUGAAGCCAAAAUGUCCGCCUGCAGGCUGCGUCGCAUCUGAGAUACGAGCCACAACUUAAAGGGCCUGAUGCGUGCACUAUUGAUGUUCUGGUAUCUCGGUCACCUGCAAACCUUUUACCAAUCUGGUUGUCGCGGUUAUACCUGGCCGCAUCCUGCACGAUUUAUGCAUGAAAAGUUCAUGUCACUAUCCCCUUAUCCUUCGCAUUACACGCGCCGAACACGGAUGAAAAACUUCUGGACGGUCACUCAACAUGUGCUGCUGCCAUUCUCUGAAAAUAAAUUUUCUCAUGUUCCUGCCUCUAUUCUUAGCCCCCUCACAACUUGCUUUUCAUUUGGACAAAGAUAGCCCACAAUGAAAUAUCUCUGGAUAACCUUGAUAGAAAGACAACGUUCCGUCUUCAUUCUCCGUCGCUCUUUUGUUCUCUCGGAUGAUUCAUAUGAACAGUCUUCCUGCUCGACUCUCUCCUUCCACUUGUAUGCACGAUCCCGCCCCGUUCUCGUGUGUACGCGGUGACUUUCCAGAUGAUCUGUAUCAACGCGACUUCCAUAUGUUUGAUGCUGAUUCUGAUUCUGAUUUCCUAUUCUCCUCUCUCCAUGUACACUUUCCUGAAUGACCGAACUCACCUCAGCCAUCCUUACAUGAUGUUGCAUCGAUUCAUGCAUACAUUUUGAAGCCUGGUGGACAAUGUUAGCUCCAUAUGGGAGUGUCUGCAUGUUCACAAUAUGUGCGAUUCUAUCAGCUGUUGGCCACGCGUUUUCGCGCCUUCCUGCGUGUGCAACUCGACGUAGAGUCUAUGG